AUGUCUGAAGCUGACACACGUUACGAUUUCAUUGUCGUGGGGAGUGGCCCGGCGGGAUGCGCUACGGCGAACGGUCUGUCCCGUUCACCUAAAAAGCCAUCCGUACUCUUAAUUGAGGCUGGAGAUGACCAUACACAAGCCCAUCUCCGCGUCGAUGGGCAGCGAUGGACUACAUUCACCCGGCCAUCUAUGAACACGGAGUAUAAGACGGCCCCGCAGACCAAUUGCAACAACCGAGUCAUAGCUUAUGACCGCGGGCGUGGCUUGGGAGGUUCAAGUACGAUAAACUUUGGGGUGUGGACUACGGGACCUCGAGAUGACUUUGAUGAAUGGGCCAAACUGGUUGACGAUCCCGCCUUUGCCUGGGAUAGCAUGCAGAACCGGUUCAAAGAGUUAGAGACGUUUCAUUACGAUGUUCCAACUGGAACGAAUCCAUCGAGUGUAUCAUCUCAGACAAACGACCAUGGAUCUGCAGGGCCACUUCACGUUGGCUACGCCUCUGAGUGGGAACGCGAUAUCCAACCCUUAUUGCAGACAUUUCAGAAUAUGGGGUAUCCGAUCAACCCGGACCAUAAUUCAGGAGAUCCCCUGGGGAUGUCAGUACUGAUAAAUUCGGCUCAUAGCGGCCUUCGCUCCGUGGCUGCAGAUCUGCUGCAGCCCAAGCCGGAUAAUUUAACCAUCGUCACAGGAUCAGCCGUCCAACGUAUAAUUAUUGACGGGAAAAAAGCGGCUAUAUCGAUGGAUAUUGACAAUUGGUUAGACUUUGCUACGCACGAAGUCAUUCUCUGUGCAGGCGCCCUUGACUCUCCCAAAAUUCUCCUACAUUCUGGUAUUGGGCCCGCAGAUCAGCUUUCCAGAUAUCACAUCCCCGUGAUGCACGAUGUUCCGGCUGUCGGGCAGGGCCUUCGCGACCAUGCAUUUUUGAAUUUGACUGUUCGGCGAAACGAGUCGGAUAAUGAUCGCCGCUCCUUUUAUGGCAGCCAAGAAGCAAUGGAUGCCGCUCAGAAGCAAUGGAAUCAAGACAGAACGGGUCCAUGCUCGUCGAUGGAGUUCCAAAAUCUGCCUCCCUCGCAGAAAGAAUUUCUUCUCCGAGAAACUGUCCCGCACUAUGAGCUCCUUACUCACUUCCCAAUUCACUACUUCAUACCAGGAUUUGCGCCAGAAAACCUGAGUUACGACACGCUUUUGAUAUUUCUGCUAAAUGAGCAAAGUCGUGGAGAGGUGACAUUACAGUCAGCCGACCCCAACGUGCCGCUCAAAUUUGAUCCCAAUUUUCUUUCUCAUCCCUUCGACCAACGAGUGUGCAUUGAAGCACUACGGGCUGGCAUGGCCGUUAUUCGACACCCGUUAUUUGCCAAGGAUAGCGAAGCUGACAUCAUUGUCCCGAAAGUGGCUACCUGUGAUGAUGGUUUGCUCGAAUUCUGGAGAGAAAACAUGACCUCGUCUUGGCAUAUGGUUGGCACUGCUAAGAUGGGGCGGCUCGGCGACAGAGAUGCUGUGGUUGAUGCCAACUUCAAGGUUUUGGGUAUUUCAUCGUUGCGAGUAGCAGAUAACAGUGUUCUACCGAUUCUUCCAAAUGCUCAUACCCAGAGCUCCGCCUAUGUUACAGGAAUGACGUGUGCGGAGAAGUUGAUUGCGGAAUAUCAAUUGGCUUAA
Messenger RNA from Trichoderma breve, 1656 nucleotides. Its product is annotated as GMC oxidoreductase domain-containing protein. Bases 1 to 1656 code for a protein of 551 amino acids. Gene Ontology annotation, molecular function: flavin adenine dinucleotide binding; oxidoreductase activity, acting on CH-OH group of donors. The record is from RefSeq and is a predicted model, not a curated record. The transcript is spliced from 4 exons. NCBI's taxonomy places the organism in Eukaryota, Fungi, Ascomycota, Sordariomycetes, Hypocreales, Hypocreaceae.